Cavenderia fasciculata is the source of this 2583-nucleotide messenger RNA. RefSeq lists its product as uncharacterized. The transcript is spliced from 2 exons. NCBI's taxonomy places the organism in Eukaryota, Evosea, Eumycetozoa, Acytosteliales, Cavenderiaceae. Bases 1 to 2583 code for a protein of 860 amino acids. The record is from RefSeq and is a predicted model, not a curated record. Gene Ontology annotation, molecular function: protein binding.
AUGGUUGGAUACAAUUCAACUAUUUCAACGAUAACUCGUUGUUGUCGUAGAUUAACAACCUCUUCUACAUUGUCAUCACAGUCUUUAUCAUCAUUGACAACUAGUCAUUAUUUAAACAACAACAAAUAUUAUCAUACUUUGAGUAAUAAUAGUAGUCUUUCAUCAUAUAAUAGAAUUUCAUCAUCAAAAUCUACAUCAUCUACAACUACAACUUUACUUCUUAGAUAUUAUUCAAGAGAUAACUUUAAUAAUGCAUUAGAGUCAAGUUCAUUGUAUGAUAGAGAAAAGGUGAAUGUAAAUUUUAUAGAACCAGAGAAUGUUAAACCAUUCAAACCUCGAUUGGCACCGUAUCAUACACAAGCGACACUCGACUUUCUCAUUACACCCGGUCAAAGACAAUUCUCACGCGAUGAGAUUGACAAGUUUGUCAACCUAGCCAAGGCAUUGUCAUCGAUUGGUUAUGAACAUCAGACAGAAGGUCGUUACAAAGAGGCAAUGGAAUCGUACAACAAGGCAUUACUCAACGUUAGAAAUGUAAUUGGUCAAGACCGUAACCGUAUUUCAUUGCGUGAAUACGCAGUCUUGAUGAUCAACAUGGCAGAGACUCAUUCUCGAAUGGAUAAUGUCGAUGAUGCAAUCCUACGUUCAAAACAAGCUAUCGAUCUAUUAGAAAUAGAUUGGAGGAAUCAAUAUGAUAUGGAACAAGAAAAACAAAAACAACAAGAAGAAUUGGAACAACAAGCUUUAAAAAGUGGUAAAAAGUUAAAUAACAAGAGAAGUAUUGGUAAUACUCUGACUUCUCAGACUACCUCGACAGUUAGAAAAUCAUGGGUAAAAGAUGAAUUAUUGGGAGUUGCUUAUCAAAAUCAUGCAGAGUAUUUGGUGUACAAACAGAGGUACCCAGAGAGUGAACCAUUUAUUCGUGUUGCUCAUGGUAUUUUGACCAAGUUGUAUCCACUCGAUCAUCCAGUCAACGUUGAUAAUGGAAUGAUGUUGAUUCAGGUGCUCAACGAGAAUGCACGUCAUGAAGAGGUCAAAAAGGUGAAUGACAAGUAUGGCAGCAUUCUCAUGGACUCGAUGGGCAAAGAGAAUGAAAAGAACGAGACCGCCAUCUACGAACAAAUGAACGAGGGUAUGAUGACAAGUCUAGAAAACUCUAUUCGUGAAAAAUACCCUGGUGUCUUGGAAGAACAUGAACAAGAAGCUGAACGUCUAGCACAAGAAAUUGCCAAUGAAAAGGGUACAAGUAAAGAAUUACAAGCUUUAAAAGAAUUGGCUGAAUUGCAAGAACUAGAAGAACAAGAGGACGAAUAUUUGGACGAGGAGGAGGAAGAGUUGGAAAGAAAUCAAUUUGCAGAACCACAAUUUCAUCAAGAUGAUUUACAAGCACUUGAAGAAGAAGUGUAUAGUUUAUCAUCAAAACAAAAGUAUGGAGAAACACUUUCAACAGCCUCUAAACUAGAACAAGAAUUGAUUGAUGAUGGUACAAUAGAGGAUAGUGAAUUAUCAAAAUAUGCAGAAGACGAGGAAGCAGAAGAAGAGGCACACGAUGAAUUUAUGCGUGAAAUCAGUCAAGAGGAACAAGAGUUGGGUAAAAAGUAUCAAUCUCAUCUAGACAAACCACUCGUGUCACCAGAGGAGUUGAAAUACCCAAGUGACUUUGUACUCAACAAGCUCGAUGCUCUUCUUAGUAAAGGUGUCGAGGAAUACUCGGCCUUUGAAAGAGCCAAAAUGAUCGAUAGAGAUCGUCGUAUUAAAAACAAGGCAUCCGAUGUCAUUGACCAGGUAUUCUCAGAGGAUGGUCACAUUACCACCCCUACAACCGAUUCUGGAGAACCUAUCAGUCAAAGUAACCUUCAAAAGAUUGGUCAAUACCAUGCAGAGGAAUUGAUCCAACCCGAUAUGGAAGAGGAAAAGGAGUUGAUGGAAAGUUAUAUGAGCAAGAUUCUCAAACUCACCGAAAAUAUUGACGCACAGGAAAUGUCAGACAUUGAAGAUAAAUUCAAAGAUAUUGAACCACUAUUGGCUCAAUUUGCAAAAGCAGAUGACCAACAAGCAAAGAAAUUAUUCAAUUUUUCAUUUCAAGAUGUUGAACAAGAAGAAGAACAAGAUAGACAAGAAAGAGAAAGAGAAAGAGAAACGGAAAAGAAACAAGAAAAAAAGAAAUCAAAAUCAAAGUCGUCUCAGUUUGAAUCUGCAGAUUUAUCAGGUCUAAGAGACAAUGAAAAGGAUUUUGUUCAAAAGAAUCAAGAUUUGAUGAGAGAUUUAAUGGGACAAGUAGAAAAGCAUGGUUUCAAUUUAGAAGAGAUUACAAAGAAUAUUAAUUUGGAUGAUUACAAGGAUUUGGAUUUGGGUGAAGAAGGUGGAGACUUUGAAUCAAUGCUCAAGGGAAUGGAAAUGGAUGGUGACGAUGAUGACUUUGACAGUGAAAUCUUUAAGGAAUUUGAUUUCAAGGGUCUUGAAGAUGAUGAUGAAGAUCUCGAUAUUGACAAUGACGAUGAAAAUGAAAAUUUGGAUCUCUACAUUAAACAAACAAUGCAAGAUCAAGAUUUAGAUGAAUUUUUUAAAAAUAGAAAUAAAUAG